AUGGCACCGUUCGAGGCUUUAUACGGUAGGAUAUGUAGAUCUCCCAUCGGAUGGUUUGAGAUUGGAGAGGCAGAGUUAAUAGGGCCAGAUCUCGUGCAUUGGGCUAUGGAGAAAGUUAAGACCAUUAAGGAGCGAUUGAAAGCUUCCCAAAGUUGUCAGAAGUCUUAUUCAGACGUGCGUCGUAGGGGUUUGGAGUUCCAAGAUGAUGAUUGGGUUUUCCUGAAGAGGGUCGGUCAAGUGGCUUACAAGCUAGAACUACCUCCAGAAAUGUCCUUAGUGCACCUUGUGUUUCAUGUGUCCAUGUUGAAGAAGGUGGUUGAAGAUUCGUCGCUUAUUGUUCUGAUUGAGACUAUAAAGGAUUGGGUUAUGGGAUUUCUGACAGGUGGAUAG
Messenger RNA from Nicotiana tabacum (common tobacco), 390 nucleotides. Lineage: Eukaryota; Viridiplantae; Streptophyta; Magnoliopsida; Solanales; Solanaceae. The record is from RefSeq and is a predicted model, not a curated record.